AUGCAUCUGUCUGCUCUUCUCACUCUUCUCCCAGCCGUUCUGGCUGCCCCUGCCACUAUUGGCCGGCGCGCUGAGCCAGCUCCUCUCUUCACUCCUCAGGCUGAGAGCAUCAUUGCCGACAAGUAUAUUGUCAAGUUCAAGGAUGAUAUUGCCCGUAUCGCUACCGAUGAUACGGUGAGCGCUCUUACCUCCAAAGCCGACUUCGUUUACGAGCACGCCUUCCAUGGGUUUGCAGGCUCCCUCACCAAGGAGGAGCUGAAGAUGCUUCGUGAGCACCCCGGUGUCGAUUUCAUUGAGAAGGACGCUGUGAUGCGUAUCAGCGGCAUCACUGAGCAGAGCGGUGCUCCCUGGGGUCUUGGGCGCAUCUCUCACCGCAGUAAGGGAAGCACCACCUAUCGCUACGAUGAUAGUGCUGGUCAGGGUACUUGCGUAUAUAUCAUUGACACUGGUAUUGAGGCCUCCCACCCCGAGUUUGAGGGUCGCGCCACUUUUCUUAAGAGCUUCAUCAGCGGUCAAAACACUGAUGGCCACGGCCAUGGGACUCACUGCGCUGGUACCAUUGGUAGCAAGACCUACGGUGUUGCCAAAAAGGCUAAGCUCUAUGGUGUCAAGGUUCUUGACAACCAGGGCAGUGGUUCCUACUCCGGUAUCAUCAGUGGCAUGGACUACGUUGCACAGGACUCCAAGACCCGCGGCUGCCCCAACGGCGCCAUUGCUUCCAUGAGCCUGGGAGGUGGCUACUCGGCGUCCGUCAACCAAGGUGCUGCUGCUUUGGUCAAUUCUGGUGUCUUCCUUGCCGUCGCCGCUGGCAACGAUAACCGGGAUGCCCAGAACACCUCUCCCGCUUCCGAGCCUUCUGCCUGCACUGUUGGUGCCUCUGCGGAAAAUGACAGCCGAUCUUCCUUCUCCAACUACGGCAGAGUUGUCGAUAUUUUCGCUCCUGGUAGCAAUGUUCUUUCCACCUGGAUUGGUGGCCGCACAAACACCAUCUCUGGUACCUCCAUGGCUACUCCCCAUAUUGCCGGUCUGGCUGCCUACCUCAGUGCGCUCCAAGGCAAGACUACCCCUGCCGCUCUUUGCAAGAAGAUCCAGGACACUGCUACCAAGAACGUGCUCACCGGUGUUCCCUCUGGCACUGUCAACUACCUUGCCUACAACGGUGCCUAA
Metarhizium robertsii ARSEF 23 is the source of this 1167-nucleotide messenger RNA. RefSeq names its product alkaline serine protease P32. The transcript has 4 exons. The record is from RefSeq and is a predicted model, not a curated record. Gene Ontology annotation, biological process: proteolysis. Gene Ontology annotation, molecular function: serine-type endopeptidase activity. Bases 1 to 1167 code for a protein of 388 amino acids. Lineage: Eukaryota; Fungi; Ascomycota; Sordariomycetes; Hypocreales; Clavicipitaceae.